CCAACGCCUAGCGCUCCUGCAAUACAUGCUUUGGUGUAGCAUAGUCCUGCAAAGUGUGACAAGUGCGAGGAUUCUUACCUAAAACCAAAGCACGACUCAGGGGGUUGAACAUUGCAGCAAUGGCAUCAGGAGCCCAAGGAGGAGGAUCAUCAGAUCCUGCCAGGAAUUACCACAGUGACUUUGCAGAUCAAUUUGCAAACGCUGAUCGGAAAGCGCGGGGACGCUUAAGCAGCGAAACACAAACUCAGAGGUGUGCGAGACUUGCAGCCGAAUACUACAGUGAUCAGAAUGAUGUGGCGGUUACUGUGACGGAGGCGAAUACGGGAGACAGUUACUUCUUUGAAGGCAAGUACACUAGCCAGGGGGACGACGGCAAGCACUAUUACCAUGCAAUGUUCAAAGCAACGGUUGGGAGUGAGGAGGGAGUCCUGUUCUUCGCGGAGCUAGAGGGUACUAGAUAUCCACGAAAAGUGCUACAGUGUGUUAUCCUUGAAGAAGAAGAAAACGUGGACAAAUGCGACUUCUGCUCAAGCAUAUACCAUCCAUCAGGCGAUUAUCUGGGCAAGAAGGAGUGAGCUAACAGGGAGGAGAGCACUUGUGUCGGUGAUGCUUAUCCCUAGAUAAGCUAAAUGCAUGUUCCCGUGCAUUACAACAUUAAUAAAAGGAAUUUGGGAAUAAUGUGUGCUGUAAUAAUAAGUACUGUAGUUCUGAAUUAUCAGUGUACUCCUGUGACACACACACAC
Molecule: messenger RNA, 743 nt
Organism: Triticum dicoccoides
Lineage: Eukaryota; Viridiplantae; Streptophyta; Magnoliopsida; Poales; Poaceae
Exons: 6
Coding region: 120-575 (151 amino acids)
Source: RefSeq, a predicted model, not a curated record